AUGAAUUUAUUUAUUAAAGGUGGAGCAUGGUGUCUAGAGAAAGUAGUAGACUGGUUUGCUCGUAUAGAAAUGCAAUUAGGAGGUUCACCACAUUCACAUAUGCCAAUCUGGGUAGAAGGUGCACCUAAGUACUAUGGACCUCAAACAGACGAAAAAACUCGUGAAGAGAUUGUGAAAUUUUGUGACAAAUAUAUCACAACUCGAUUUCCAUCGUUAGAUGAAGAUGCUGAAUUACAUAAUAAAAUCAAAGAAGUACAAACUCAUUCUCGUAAUCAUUCAAAGUCUUGUUUAAAAUGUUAUAAGACUUUAUGUCGUUUUGGAUUUCCACGUCCUGUUUCUAGACGGACAUUCAUAUGUGAACCAAUAAAAGUUGAUAAUGAUGACGAGAAGCAAUGUUGUAAAAAAAUAAAAGAAAUUCUUACUGAAAUAAAUGCAACCAUGAACACAUUAGAAAAAGAGAAAAUGUUGUCAUGGUCCGAUUUUGAUAAUCUUCUAAUAAAGUAUAAUUGGACCUAUGAGGAGUACGAAUAUGCUCUUCGAGUUGUUCAUACUAGAACUAUCAUAAUUCACAGAAGAGAACCCAAUGCACGAUGGGUUAAUCAAUAUAAUGAAGAAUUAUUGAGAGCAUGGGAUGCUAAUAUGGAUAUUCAAUUUGUACUUGAUCCAUAUGCAUGUGCUAAAUACCUUAUGUCAUAUACAACAAAACCAGAACGAGAAAUGAGUUUAUUACUUAAAGCAACUCAUAAAGAAUGUCAUGAAGGAAAUAUGUCUGUUCGAGAAGAAAUGAAAAAAUUAACAGGUACAUUUUUUAAUCAUCGACAAGUUAGUGUACAGGAAGCUAUUUGUCGUGCUACUAAAAUGCCACUUACAUAUUCAAGUCGAGGUUUUGUUUUUGUACCAGCACAUUCAAAUAGUUGUAAAUUUUUAAAACCACCUAAUAUAUUAAAACAAACGGAUCCAGAAGACGAUAACAUAUAUAUGUCCAAUUUAGCCGACAAGUAUUUUGACAGACCAGCAGAUUCGGAAUUUGAUAUUUGCAUGGCAGAUUUUGCAUCUGAAUAUGAAAUACUAUCGAUAAAUAAAAAUACUAAAAAUCCUAAAACACCAAUUAAACGAUUACAAACACUUAAUUUUACUAUGAAAAAACGUUGUAAUCGUAAUACUAUUAUUCGUUAUCCAUAUUUCAAUAAAGAAACAGAUAGAGAAAAUUAUUUUGAAAAUCUACUUUGUCUUUAUUUACCCAUAAGAAGUCGAGAUGAUUUAAAAAAACCUUAUGAAUUAUUUUAUGAGAUAGGUGAAAUAUUUGAUACUCGACAACAAUGCAUAAGAAAAGUAAAAGAUAUUGUUCUUGAAAAUCAAAAAAAAAUAUGA
Messenger RNA from Rotaria sordida, 1371 nucleotides. NCBI's taxonomy places the organism in Eukaryota, Metazoa, Rotifera, Eurotatoria, Philodinida, Philodinidae. The record is from the annotation of a GenBank genome assembly.